Pseudozyma flocculosa PF-1 is the source of this 1650-nucleotide messenger RNA. RefSeq lists its product as uncharacterized. The record is from RefSeq and is a predicted model, not a curated record. Lineage: Eukaryota; Fungi; Basidiomycota; Ustilaginomycetes; Ustilaginales; Ustilaginaceae. Gene Ontology annotation, biological process: chitin catabolic process; carbohydrate metabolic process. Gene Ontology annotation, cellular component: extracellular region. The transcript is spliced from 11 exons. Gene Ontology annotation, molecular function: chitin binding; chitinase activity. Bases 1 to 1650 code for a protein of 549 amino acids.
AUGGUCGCUCUCAAGCUUUCGAGCGUACUUUCGCUCUUCGCAAUCGCCGCAACUUUUGUUCAGGCUCAGAAUUGCGGUGCGAGGUUCGGCUUCGCGCUCUGCCCUGAUGGUCUGUGCUGUAGCCAGUACGGCUCUUGCGGCUCGACGACCGAGUACUGCCUCACAUCGCUCAACUGCCAGUCGAACUGCAUCGACGAUGGACCUCCGCCGCCGCCGAAGGGCCCUGACCCUCCGCCUAUUGAUAUCAACUCGUACUGGCGCCCAGCGCCCGGCACGCUGGACAAAUUCAACAUGGUCGGUUACUGGUCGUCCUGGGCGCAGUACUACGGAGAGGACCCCGGCUCGCCCGCCUGCACAAAGGCCGACAUCCACCUCCCGGAGCUCAUCAACCCCUUCAUCUGGACGCACGUCAACUACGCCUUUGUCUUUAUCUCCAACACCAACUUUACCAUCAUCCCGCACGAGGUCGAUGACGAGGACCUCUCGCUGCGCAUGAACAGCUUCCUCAAGUCCAACAACCCCAACAUCAAGACCUCGGUCUCGCUUGGAGGAUGGACCUUCACUGAUGGGCCAGGUCGCUUCACGGGCGGAAUCGACUACUCACAGGUCUUUUCGCAGAUGGUGGCGACGUCGGGCAACCGCGCCACCUUUAUCCAGUCGUGCAUCGACUGGUGCCGCCGCCUCGGCUUUGACGGCAUCGACAUCGACUGGGAGUACGUCGGCGACACGUCCAGGGGCGGCACCACCCAGGACGGCGCCAACUUCCUCACCCUCCUGCAGGAGAUGCGCCAGGCCUUUUCCAACGAGGCGGCCGCCACGGGUCGAGAGAGCCUGAUGAUCACCAUCGCUGCCCCCGCCGAUCCCGACAAGUUCGCCCUGUUCGACGCGAGGGCGGCGCAGGACUACAUCGAUUGGUACAACCUGAUGUCGUACGACUUUUACGGCAACUGGGAGAACCAGGUUGAUACAACGGCGCCCGUCUACGACACCUUCAAGCCCAAGUGGAGCUUCGACUCGGCCAUCCACCUCUACCUCGACGCCGGCGUCGACCCCAAGAAGAUCAACGCAGGUCUGCCCGCCUACGGCAGGGUGUGGACGCUCGACAACGUCAACCAGAACACGCCCGGCUCCACCGGCGGUCCUGGAGUGGCGGGUCGUUGUACUGGCUUGUCUGGCUACAUGGGCUGGUUUGAGAUCCUCGAGAUCAUGAACAUGCAGGCCAGGACCGGCAUCUCGGCCACCAACGUCCACUCGGUCCCCAACGACGGCGCUUACAUGACGUUCGACGACCAAUGGAUCGGCUUCGAUGACGACUACUCGAUCGCCCAGAAAGUCUCUCUGAUCAAGUCCUAUGGCCUCCGAGGCGGCAUGAUCUGGGCCAUCGACCUGGACACCAAGGACUACAGCUACACGCGUUCGGUGCUCGAGGCGCAGAACUCGUGCCCUGCCAACGGCGAAUGGCGGCCAACGCCGGCCGGGCACACGGCCGAGCUGGACUGCGGAAGGACCGAAGGACCGGGUGUCACGUCAACGGCGAAGCAAAGGCGGGCGUGCCGGGACGACGGCAGCUGGGACGUUGUCGACAUGACCGAGUGCCGGGGCGCGCUCUCGUUCAACAUCCUCGCACAGCAGUGCAUCGGUAACUACUGA